AUGCCCUCGCCCUCGCCCUCACCCAAUCUAUCUUUUACCAUUCCACCAUCUGUAGGAGAAAUACUAGGAGCCUCGAGGAGGUUCUCCAGCGUCUCAGAUAGGGCACAGAGAGAACUUUUAAUCUUCAUAUUCCUGCACCACGAUCAGGUUCUGUUGAACGACUACUUCGAGAGCCUAGUACGCCUGAGUUACGAGAACACUCAGAGGGUUAAACUCUUGAAAGGAGCAGUGAACGUACAGGAACAAAACCUGCAUCUCAUCUUGCAGGAUUAUAUUCCCUCUCUCCUUGAACUUUAUCGUAUUCACCCUCUCUCAUUCCCAAGCAUACCCAGUCGACUUCUCCCUUACAAUUUUGAACAUACCUUGCCUUGUGGUAUUGUUCUAAGGAAGAAGCCCAAAGAAGAACCCACCUACAACAUCCCCUCCUCAUUUUCUACAAACAACUACUACAACAUCUACUCCACUUCUCCAGUCCACUAUCAACCCAUCAAGUACUUUUGCAUCGGCAACCAUCUCGACAACCUCUCCAUCAUCAACUACUUGAUGCGACUCCGCUGUACUCUCUACCUCCCCCAAGUCGAAGAUCUCGAAGCAUUCGGACCAUGUUUUGGUCUUCAACACAGUACCUCUGUUAUCAUCGUCACACCUGCUACCAAAGAUCAGAUCCGACAAGUUGUUGCUGGUUUAGCUCAAUUUGAUCAGCUUAUUGCAACUGCACAGAGGAAAGCUCGUGACGGGGAAGACUACACCGCUGAUAUAGACAACAUCCAAUAUGUCUCCAAAUACGUUGAGAAGUACUACUGGGUCUUAGAAAUCCUCACGCCAUUCAUUGUUAACCAGCGAUCAGAUUACCCCGAACACUUCAUCAUUACUGUUUCCAAAGUGACUUCUGGGCCAUUGCUAAUUAUAGUCCAAAAACUCAUAUCUACUCGCAAUCCUCGUCCACCUACCAAGAAUCCACCACCUGAAAACCAACCUGACAAUUGGUACAAUCAAGAGUCUUUAGACCUUGAACCUGAUCUAGCAGCCAGAAUGACCAACAAAUCCAAUCAAGGCAGCAAGGCUGUCCUUGCCUCUCCUCUGUUCGAAUUCAUCGGCAAAAAGGAAACAUAUGUUGACUGGAAGAACGUGCUAGCAAACUACUUCAUCGCAUAUCCCCAAAAGUUUCCAAACUGA
Molecule: messenger RNA, 1176 nt
Organism: Serpula lacrymans var. lacrymans S7.9
Lineage: Eukaryota; Fungi; Basidiomycota; Agaricomycetes; Boletales; Serpulaceae
Exons: 2
Coding region: 1-1176 (391 amino acids)
Source: RefSeq, a predicted model, not a curated record